GGCAACCAGCAACCAGUCGAGUUGGUUCACCGUGUGGUCGCAUCUCGGAUUGUCUUUGCCUGCGUUUCACUUCUCCUGGUUUAUUAUCUACACAAAGGAUUUUUUUUUUUUUAAUUUAAAAACAGGAGGACCACAGCGCGCUAAAGAGGUAACAUUUCGACAGAGCCUGUUUGUCAACUUGUCAUUGUGGUGCAAACAUGACUGAGGUGGCGCAGGUAGCGGCUGUAGUCGCCCACGACAUGGAUGAUGUCACAAAUGAAGAUGAGCACAGCAUGAGCGAUGCAGAAAACAAGGAAAAUGAUAAGACACAUGAGGAGGAUGAUGUUAAUGAAGAUAGCGCAGAAGAAGAAGAAAGUGAGAAGACGUCACCCAAGGAGGAUGAGAGUGAGGAGACUGACAAGACACGUAUGAAUGGUGUGGGACACAAAAGGAACGACACAGCCAAUGAGAAAGAUGAAAAAUCAGAAGCUGUUAAUGGUGUAGCACAGGACACAGAGACAAAGGAAGACCAGAGUAUUUCUGAUUUGGCAUUUAAGAAAGAGAAACUCCUCCGAUCUAGAAAGCCGGUGGCCAGAAGCUACGUGCCAAAGCUGAACAAAGACAAGGGGGAUGUGUCGAACAAGUUUGAGGCCAUGCAGAAGGCCAGGGAGGAGCGCAGCAGGCAGAGGAACAACGAGGAGCAGCAGAAGAGGAAGGAGCAAUACAUCAAGGAGAGAGAGCGGAGUCGCAGGAAGCAGCAGAUAAAAGAGCUACUUGCUUCCAGUGAUGAGGAAGAAGAGGUGAAGCCAGCAAAGGUAGAAAAAUCCUACGUCCCCAAAAUCACAGGUAGUGUGAAGGGGAAGUUUGCUGAAAUGGAAAAACAAAGACAAGAGGUAGAAAGGAAAAGGAUGGAAGGAGAGAGGAAGAAGAGGGAAGCCCAGGACAACAUGGAAAAAGCUAAAAUAAAGAAGGAAUUGGCUCAGAAAGCAGCUGAGGAAGGAGAUGACACAAUCCUGGUACGGGUGGUUCCAGCGAAGUCAUCACGACCUCCAGGCAGAAUCAAGUUGAACUUUGAAGACAUGGAGAAGAAUCGAGAGGAGGAACUGCAGAAGAAGGCAGAGGAAGAGAAGAAGAGACGAUACGAUGAAAACAAACGCUCCUUCAGGGAUGCCAAGCGACGCUCGGUUGUUCAACAGGAUGAAGAUGAGAAGCCUUCAGAGAAGGCUCAGGUGACCCCUGGCAAGCUGAAGAUGACAUUUGAGGAGCUGGAGAAGGAAAGGCAAGAGCAGAGAAGGAAGCAGGCUGAGGAGGAAGCCAAACGCCGCCUGCUAGAGGAGAAGAAAGCUUUUGACGAGGCCAGGCUGGGAAUGGAGGAAGAUGAGGAGGACGGUCAGCCAGCUCAGGAAGAUAAAGAGGAGUACCGACCUAGAAAACUGAGGUUGAGCUUUGAAGAACUAGAAAGGCAGAGGGUUGAAGAGGAGCGUAAGAAAGCAGAGGAUGAAGCCAAGAGACGAAUGGAGGAGGAGAGAAGAGCUUUUGCUGAAGCCAGGAAGAGCAUGCUUGUAGAUGAGGAUGAUGAGGCGCUGAUGGCCUUGCUGAACCUGGAAGGCAGUAAGCCUGGAAAGAUCUGCGCCAGUUUUGAGGAUCUGGAACGUCAGAGAAGAGAGGAGGAGCAGAGGAAGGCAGAGGAGGAGGCCAAGAGAAGGUUGGAAGAGGAGAAGAGGCUCUUUGCUGAGGCCCGCAAGAGCAUGAGCCCUGGCCUGGAUCAGGAAAGGUCUGCAUAUGGAGAUGGAACAGCACUAGAUGAGGAAGAAAUGAUGGUGAAGAGUGAAUCACAGGAAGCGCUGCACCCUAGAAAACUGGAGAUGAACUUUGAAGAGCUUCUGAAAGAAAAGCAGGAGGCAGAGAAAAGACGCAAGGCAGAGGAGCGCAAAAAGAAAAUGGAGCAGGAGAAGCAGGAAUUUGAACAACUCAGACAAGAGAUGGGCGAGGACGAAGUGAAUGAAAGCUCAGAUGCUGUAAGCAAAGAAUAUGAAGAACUGACCAAGCUCAAGAGGACUGGCUCCAUCCAGGCCAAGAACCUCAAGUCCAAAUUUGAAAAGAUCAAGCAGCUGACUGAAGAGGAAAUUCAGAAAAAGAUUGAGAUGGAGAGAGCACGGAGGAAGGCCAUUGAUGAUGAAAUUAAAGAGAGAGAGGCUGAGAGGUUCCAGGAGGAGGAUGAGGAGGGAGAAACAACAACUCAAGCGAGGGCCGAGGAGUCGCCAUUCAAACAGAAGGUGGAUAUGCGAGCCCGUUAUCAACAAAUGGCCAAAGCCAGAGAAGAUGAGGAGAGGAAGAGGAUAGAGGAACAGAAGCUGCAGAGGAUGCAGUUUGAACAGCAAGAGAUUGAUGCUGCCCUCCAGAAAAAGAAGGAAGAUGAUGUGGAUGACGAGGGUAGCGUCGUCAAUGGCUCUGCAGCCUAUGAAGAUGAGGAUGAUCAUGCCAGGUCGGGGGCUCCAUGGUUUAAGAAGCCCCUUAAAAAUCAAUCAGUGGUGGACUCGGAGCCAGUGCGGUUCACCGUUAAGAUCACCGGGGAGCCCAAGCCGGAGGUGACCUGGUGGUUUGAAGGAGAGAUGCUCCAGGACUGUGAGGACUAUCAGUAUAUAGAGAGAGGAGAGACAUACUGCCUCUACCUGCCAGAGACCUUCCCUGAGGACGAGGGAGAGUACAUGUGCAAGGCUGUGAACAGCAGAGGCACAGCAGCAAGUACCUGCAUCCUCACAAUAGAAACCUAUGACUACUGAUGCCCUUCCAUGUUCUGGAUACUUUCCCUGUUGUCUCUCACUCCUUUUGUAAAACUUCAUCCCUCAUGGUAUGGUCAAACAGCAGAGGGAAGAAAACAGCAGUAUGCUUGGCAUUCCUAAGGGAGGGAUACACAACACACAAAACAAUUGCAAGAUGUUGUUUACUUAUUGCUCAAUUGUAAAACUGCACUCCCUGUUAGAGUAGCAUGAUACCUGUGCCAAAAACAUACAAGAUUCUUAUUCAUUCUUUCUCAGAACUAUCAUCGCUGUGAGGCCCUUAUGAUAUCUGUGAUACCAGCAUUUUUUAAGUAUCAUAGUACUGUGUUGUAAAUAUCACACUUUAUGGUCCAUACAUGGCAAACAUUAUGUUUAAGUCACUGAAAUAUACAAAAAUAAGAUGUCAUUUUAUGCUAAUACUAAAGGACAAGACACAAUAACAUCAGUAAAACAUCUUACAUGCUUGCUUGGGUAUUUUACUAUUGCUCAACUUCAUCAGUAUUAACCAGCAUGUAGUUUUCUGUCCUCUCUCUGCCAUAUUAGUAAAUGCUAUUAUGAUACUUAGCUGGUAUUAUAUCGAGGUGUAACAUGUUAGGUCCAGAUUAAAUGUAUAAACUGCAACAUCUAAAAAAGUUU
Messenger RNA from Larimichthys crocea (large yellow croaker), 3395 nucleotides. It is a transcript of the gene nexn, whose product is annotated as nexilin (F actin binding protein). The transcript is spliced from 15 exons. The record is from RefSeq and is a predicted model, not a curated record. Bases 198 to 2762 code for a protein of 854 amino acids. Gene Ontology annotation, biological process: mitochondrial fusion. Lineage: Eukaryota; Metazoa; Chordata; Actinopteri; Sciaenidae.